Dovyalis caffra is the source of this 357-nucleotide messenger RNA. The record is from the annotation of a GenBank genome assembly. NCBI's taxonomy places the organism in Eukaryota, Viridiplantae, Streptophyta, Magnoliopsida, Malpighiales, Salicaceae.
AUGCCGGAGGAGGAUUUGGUGGAUAUAAAGUUCAGGCUUUAUGACGGGUCGGAUAUCGGGCCGUUCCGGUACUCAUCAACAUCUACUGUUGAUAUGCUUAAGCAGCGGAUUGUUUCUGAUUGGCCCAGAGGCAAAACAAUAACUCCCAAGGCAGUGAAUGAAAUCAAGCUGAUAAGCUCUGGUAAAGUCUUGGAUAACAACAAGACUGUUGGCCAAUGUAGAACACCUUUUGGAGAAGUGGCCGGGGCAGUAAUCAUAAUGCAUGUUGUUGUACAGCCAUCUCUAGCAAAAACCAAAACAGAAAAGAAGAUUGAUAAUUCUCCGAAGAAAAUUGUGUGUUCGUGUUCCAUAAUGUGA